Messenger RNA from Belonocnema kinseyi, 2439 nucleotides. It is a transcript of the gene TM9SF3, whose product is annotated as transmembrane 9 superfamily member 3. The transcript has 9 exons. Lineage: Eukaryota; Metazoa; Arthropoda; Insecta; Hymenoptera; Cynipidae. The coding region runs from base 327 to 2081 and encodes 584 amino acids. Gene Ontology annotation, cellular component: membrane. Gene Ontology annotation, biological process: protein localization to membrane. The record is from RefSeq and is a predicted model, not a curated record.
AUGGCCGCCGUCGUAAUCGAUGGAAGUGCCAUCUGACGUGGCAGUAAACAAAAAUCGUCGUUUUCGCGGUCGCGAAAAUAUUUUUCGCUAAUUUUUGAUAUCUCCUAUUAUUAAAUUAUCGUUUUUUGUUUACGACUUUAUGUUAAUUUAAAGUUCUAAGUAGUUCUGUUGGUGUUCAUGGGGUGCUGUCUUCCUCCGUGGAGUCUUGUGGAUUCGCGUAUUUUGCAGGGGUAAAACCACCCGCGUUCGGCGGACAAACCACUUAACGUCCCGGAUAAUCCGGGCCGAACCGGACGCCGAAUCAGGUUUCAAUCUUCGCACCAAAAAUGAGACAAAUUCGUCUCCUCCUGGGCAUCCUGGCCGUUGGCCUUCUUCCACUCGCCUGCAGCGAUGAGCAUAAUCACAACUAUGAAGAUAACGACGAAGUAGUAUUAUGGAUGAGCACAAUUGGACCGUAUCACAAUCGGCAAGAGACGUAUUCCUAUUUCUCUUUGCCUUUCUGCAAAGGUACGAAAGAAGUCAUCAAUCACUAUCACGAAACCUUAUCAGAAGCCUUGCAAGGCAUCGAGUUGAAGUUUAGUGGACUAGAAAUCGAAUUUAAAGCUGACAUCUCGAGAACUGAAUACUGCGAGGUCAUUCUGAACGAAGAAAGUCAGAAGCUCUUCAUUUAUGCUGUGAAAAAUCAGUAUUGGUACCAAAUGUACAUUGACAACUUACCAAUUUGGGGAGUUGUCGGCGAACAAGAAGAGAAAAACGGAGUAGUUUCGUACCAAAUUUUCACGCACAAAAAGUUCGAUAUCGGAUACAAUGGUAAGCAAAUCGUAGACGUUAAUUUGACAACGGACAACAAGAAAGAACUGAUACCUGGCCAGCAUAUAGCCUUCACUUAUGAAGUUAAUUGGAAAAAAAGCAGCACCAAAUUCGAGGACAGAUUCGACAAGUACCUGGAUCCCAACUUCUUCCAACACAGGAUUCAUUGGUUCAGCAUCUUCAACAGUUUCAUGAUGGUAAUUUUCCUUGUGGGAUUGGUAUCCAUGAUCUUGAUGCGAACCCUGAGAAAAGAUUAUGCGAGGUACAGCAAAGAUGAGGAAAUGGACGACAUGGAGAGAGAUUUGGGCGAUGAGUAUGGGUGGAAACAAGUUCACGGUGACGUCUUUCGACCUGCGAGUCAUCCUAUGUUGUUCUCGGCUCUCAUAGGAGCAGGUUAUCAGAUAACAGUAGUGGUUUUUAGCGUGAUAAUUUUCGCGAUAAUCGGAGAACUUUAUACAGAGCGAGGCUCGAUGUUGUCGACGGCGAUAUUCGUUUAUGCGGCAACUUCGCCGAUAAAUGGGUACGCCGGAGGCGGUUUGUACGCCCGGAUGGGAGGCCGAAUCUGGAUCAAGCAGAUGCUGCUCAGCGCGUUCAUGAUACCCGCACUGGUCUGCGGUACCGCCUUUUUCAUCAACUUCAUCGCCAUGUACUAUCACGCGAGUCGAGCGAUCCCCUUCGGAUCGAUGGUGGCGGUCACCUGCAUCUGCAUAUUUGUCAUUCUCCCGCUGACCUUGGUCGGGACGAUUCUCGGCAGAAAUCUGGCUGGCACGCCGGACGCCCCCUGCAGGGUCAACGCGGUCCCGAGGCCCAUUCCCGAAAAGAAGUGGUUCAUGGAACCUCUAGUGAUCAUCAUGCUGGGUGGAAUUCUGCCCUUUGGAUCCAUUUUCAUCGAAAUGUACUUCAUCUUCACGUCGUUUUGGGCGUAUAAGAUUUACUACGUUUAUGGCUUUAUGCUUUUAGUAUUUAUAAUUCUCAUGAUUGUCACAGUUUGUGUCACGAUUGUGUGCACCUACUUCUUGCUCAAUGCCGAGGACUACAGAUGGCAAUGGACGAGUUUCCUCGCAGCCGCUUCCACAUCGGGAUACGUGUAUCUCUAUUCAUUUUACUAUUUCUUCUUUAAAACAAAGAUGUACGGGCUCUUCCAAACAGCAUUCUACUUUGGUUACAUGGCCCUUUUCAGUUUGGCCCUGGGCAUUAUGUGCGGCACAGUUGGUUACAUGGGUACCAAUGCUUUCGUCCGCACGAUAUACUCGACCGUUAAAAUAGACUAAGCGCGUCCUUGACUUUGAUCAGUGUGUGUUUUUUAUUUUAUUUUAUUUUUUUCGUUUUUUCUCUCCAAAAACCACGCACUAGUUAAACGAUGAAAAAAAAAACGAUACUUAUCGCGCAAAAGCGUCGCGUUUCGAAUCUUUCUUUUUUUUUUCGAGACGGUUCGAUCCAAAUCGCAAUACCAUCUCCAGGAUCAAAUUUUUGAUGUACGACAUACGUAUUUUGGUCUUUUUUUUAACGACGAUAUGAAUUAUUGAUUUCCUGAUAAGAGAGGAUUUGCUCGCAAUCAACGAUCAUCACCAACUCACCUAGUCAAUUGUGUGCAAAAAAAAAAAAAAAAAAAAAACACGAGAUUGAUAU